Molecule: messenger RNA, 3078 nt
Organism: Verticillium alfalfae VaMs.102
Lineage: Eukaryota; Fungi; Ascomycota; Sordariomycetes; Glomerellales; Plectosphaerellaceae
Exons: 3
Coding region: 1-3078 (1025 amino acids)
Biological process (GO): aromatic amino acid catabolic process; positive regulation of transcription by RNA polymerase II
Cellular component (GO): nucleus
Molecular function (GO): zinc ion binding; DNA-binding transcription factor activity, RNA polymerase II-specific
Source: RefSeq, a predicted model, not a curated record
AUGGCCACCUAUGGCGCCCAGGCACCCAAUGCGACGAGCCCGGCCUCCUCAUCCGGCCCGUCGCUGCCCGGCGGGAGCUCCUCUACCGCCGCCGCCGCCGGUGCCAGCGCAGCCAGCGGAGCAGCCGCGCCUGGCAGCACCCAGGCUGCCCAGCAUAAGCGCGUCUAUCAGGCUUGCAUCCCCUGCCGCCGGCGCAAGGUGCGGUGCGACCUCGGCAGCGUCGAUAAUCCCCACGAACCGCCCUGUGUGCGUUGUCGCCGUGAGAGCAAGGAGUGUUUUUUCAGCGCCACGAGACGCAAGCGCAAGACCGAGGAUGGCAUUGACAUCAACGACGACAUUGACGCCGACGAUUACAUUAUGCGCAAUGGCCGAAAGCGACUAAACACCAACGAUAGCCAGCAUGUUCCCGUUGACCGCUCCGUCUAUAACGAUGUGCCCCUGACCCCCGGAGGCAGCCUCGGCAGGGAAAGGCCGUUGUCGCGUCCCGAUGGUUCCCGCCUCGCUGCGACUCCCAGCACGACUGUCAGUCAGUCUGGCAGCAGGCGCGUCGGCGAAUAUGCCGCGGAGGAGGAGUCGAAUGCCCAUAUGGAGAAUAGAGAGGCCCAGGACGUGCUGCGCACCGGUGUUUAUGGCCCGCAUGAUGCUCUAGACCUGCUCUAUAAAGCGGCUACAGACAACUCACUGCCGGCCCACAAACGUCACGAGAGCACGGCGUCGCUUACAUCCAUCCAACAACCGCUACCCCUUGUCAACCCCAAUGUAGUUGGAAGACCGACACCGCCUGGCCGCCGACCGACAUUCUCCGUCAAGCAAGAACAGCAGCCAAUAGACCCCAAUCUCGCGCGGCCUCGCGAUCUUUCCGCCGAACCUGGUUAUGCCAGCGCCGUCAAGGCCUGGCAGAGGUUCAGGUUCGUCAGAGCUGGCUGGUUCACCGCACAAGAGGCCAUUGAAUACAUCGACUACUACUACGAGUACCUGUCGCCGCUGACGCCCAUAUCCCCACCCACCUUUCGCAACCCUGCCUCCCACUUAACUCUUCUCACCGAAGAGCCCAUCCUUACAGUCACGCUGCUGACCAUCUCGUCACGCUACCGAAAGAUCCCUGGCACCGGAGGCCACUGCCGUUCGCACGCCAUCCACGAGCAGCUAUGGAACUACCUGCGCGGCAUGAUUGAGCGCUGUCUGUGGGGCCAGGAGGCCUUUGGUGGCGGGUUUGUGAGCAUGACUACCGGCGCUAGUGCCCCCGGCGUUGCUGCUGCAAUUGGAGGGGAGGACCAAACCAGCAGCACGGCGCCUUGGCGCGGCAUGAGAAAAGGCAGCCUGCGCACCCUGGGAACCAUCGAAUCGCUCAUGAUCCUGACAGAGUGGCAUCCUCGUGCUCUGCACUUUCCCCCGGACGAGGCUAUCGACGAACUGAUGCUGCCGUCCUACGAAGGCGGCGACCUCAUCAGCACAGACGAGAACGGUAAUCAACGCCCCUCUGCCGGCAUUGGCGGCCGGCGCAUCGAGAGUUGGCUCGAGCCGGCGUGGAGAAGUGACCGUAUGUGCUGGAUGCUGCUCAGCACGGCCAACGGCCUCGCCUACGAGCUGGGUGUCUUUGACGAUAUCGAGGAGAUGUUACGCAGUGGCGCCAUUUCGCGUCCCGAGUAUGAGGAGGAAUCGUACCGCCAGCGUGCGAACCGUAUCAAGAGGCUGCUGCUCAUCUACCUCUCCCAGCUUGCCGGUCGACUUGGCUGGACAAACAUGGUGCCCGAGGCGUUGCGCAAGAGCGACCCAGCCGUCUCCCGCAAGCGGCCUGGCGGCUCUGUCGAGGGUGGCACGACACCCGGCACGAACCCGUCGUCUUUCUCCAACGCGUUCAACUACAUUCCCGACCUGGAGCUCGACGACCAGAUGAUUCACUGCUGGGCUGGCAUCAGCAAUCUCAUGUUUCUUGGCAACGAAAAGCUUUUUCGCAACCGGAGGCACACAACCGACAUCAUUCAGAGUGGCAAGUAUACAGAGCUUCUGCAGGAGUUCAGGCCUCUGCUGGCGGACUGGUACAAGGAGUUUGAGCGCUUCCGCUUGCCGCCCUUCAUCCGCCACGUCCUGACGAUCGAGUACGAGUAUGUGCGUAUCUACGUCAACUCAUUGUCGCUGCAAGCUGUCGUUGAGCGAUCGGCGAGCCAUGCAGGAAACACUGUGCACGCGGCCCAAGGCGGGUCCUUUGCUGGCGCAGCUCAGCUGUCGCCCCAGACGCAAAACUAUUUUGGAAAGCUGCCUCUCGGUCAGCUUGGCGGCUUUGGUGCAACCGACCAAGAGUGCAUCAGGGAAGUCAUCAGUGGGUGUCGCAACCUCCUGAGGACUGUGGUCGAGGGCCUGCUACCUGGUGACUACCUGAAGCAUGCGCCCGUUCGGACGUAUUUCCGCAUCAUCAGCGGAGCCAUGUUUUUGCUGAAGACGUUUGCGCUGGGCGCCCCGCGUUCCGACGUCAAGAUGAGUAUUGAUUUGAUGGACUCGACGGUCGAGGCACUACGAAAUUGCGUCGUCGACGAUGUUCAUCUCGGCAUACGUUUUGCGGAUCUGCUCGAGUCUCUCACCAGCAGGCUGCGCACCCGAUUCAUCCAGGCCCCUACUCUCGGGCACUCCGGGGGCGACGGCCGCAGCCCGGAACCCACUGCUCAUGGCGUUCACGGGCAUGGGGCCAACGGCGAGGGCCAAAACUGGUCUUCCCACGCCAACAGGCUCCGUGAUGGACUCAGUGCACCAGAUGACAUCGCGGCCAAUAUCUCGGCGACGCCCUUUGACGUUAGCGCCGGGAACUUUCCAUACCCUUCGGGUUCAGCCUCGGGUCUCAACCCCUCGACACCGGCACCCCCCAUCGAUCACCCAACGGUGGACAUGUUUGAUUCGUCCGAAUGGGGGAACCCGGGCAAUGAGAUGUGGUACCUGCCGCCAGGUGCGGCCUUCUUCCAGAACAUGGAGAACGGCGUGGCCAUGACGUCCGAGGGGUUGAACGUUGGCGGGGUCGACCUACUGGAGUAUAUGGCCAUGGAUCCGCAAUUCCCGGUCAUGGACGGGGCAAACUAUGGUGCAUGA